UGUGGUCGAAGACCGAGGACUACAGUAUCUAUGGAGCAUGUAACUUAAAAUGGUAUAAAAAGUGAUUAUUAUUUUUUUUCUCUGUGCCAGGGGGAAAAUUUGUGGAUGGGGAAAGUUUGAGAAAGAAUUUUAGGCAAGAUUUGGUGCUCAUUUUCUCUUCCUUGUCACCCAUAGGUGGUUCAUGAGAGGCCUGAGCCGGAAGGAUGCUGAGCGCCAUUUAUUGGCUCCGGGAAAUUUUAUCGGCUCGUUCAUGAUCCGAGACAGUGAAACAAGCAAAGGAAGUUACUCCCUCUCCGUCCGAGACUUCGACUCCCAAAGCAAACUGGAUGUGGUGAAACACUACAAGAUUCGAACCCUGGACAACGGCGGCUUCUACAUCUCCACCCGGAGCAACUUCAGCACUCUGCAGAAAUUGGUCAGCCAUUAUAAAGGGAAAGCCGAUGGAUUGUGCCAGAAGCUGACCUUCCCCUGUGUCUUGCCGAAGCCCGAGAAGCCCUGGGAGAAGGACGCCUGGGAAAUCCCCAGGAACUCCCUGGAACUGGAGAAGAAAUUGGGGGCCGGGCAGUUUGGAGAAGUCUGGAUGGCCACCUAUAACGCCCACACCAAAGUGGCUGUGAAGACCAUGAAGCCGGGAACCAUGACGGUGACGGCCUUCCUUGAAGAAGCCAACAUCAUGAAGACCCUGCAGCAUGACAAGCUGGUCAGACUCCAUGCGGUGGUGACCAAGGAAGAGCCCAUUUUCAUCAUCACCGAAUUCAUGGAGAAAGGAAGCUUGCUGGAUUUCUUAAAAAGUGAGGAAGGCAAGAAACAGCCCUUCCCCAAGCUGAUCGACUUCUCUGCCCAGAUAGCUGAAGGCAUGGCCUUCAUCGAGCAGAGGAACUACAUCCACCGUGACCUCAGAGCUGCCAACAUUUUGGUCUCGGCUCUCCUGGUGUGCAAGAUUGCAGAUUUCGGCCUGGCCCGUGUGAUAGACGACAACGAAUACACCGCACGGGAAGGCGCGAAGUUCCCCAUCAAGUGGACCGCCCCCGAAGCGAUCAAUUAUGGGUCCUUCACCAUAAAGUCCGACGUGUGGUCCUUCGGGAUCUUGCUGAUGGAGAUCAUUACCUACGGGCAGACUCCGUAUCCAGGGAGGACUAAUCUGGAAGUGAUGCGUGCGCUGGAGCGUGGCUACCGGAUGCCCCGUCCCCAGGAUUGCCCGCAGGAGCUCUACGAGAUCAUGAUGAGGUGUUGGAAGCAGAAACCCGAAGAUCGCCCCACCUUUGAGUACAUCCAGAGCAUCUUGGAGGACUUUUUCACCGGCACGGAAAAGCAAUACCAACAACAGCCUUAAGAGGGACCCAGAGCCACACCGGCGUCGCCGGCACGCUGAUGCCCUGCGAGAGCCCAGGUGUUGGCAUGGAGAACCCGUGGCUUAGAGGGAAGAGGUUAUUUUUUUCCUAGGUGCCAACGUGGCUGGUUGGCAAACCCGGUUGGAUUAAGGGACUGAAUUAAGCAAACGUUUUGUCUCUUCGCUGCGAACUAAUCGGACUGAAACCGCUUCAAAGACGGAAGGCACUUUAUCUUGGCAUCUGUUGUGAAGCCACAACGUUCUGAUGGAGGUUCCUGGAGGGCUGUGUGUGUCUGUACAAUUGUGUGUGUGCAUAUGAGGGAGGGAGAGAGGGAGGAAGAGGGAGAGACAGACAGAGAGAG
Messenger RNA from Thamnophis elegans (Western terrestrial garter snake), 1692 nucleotides. It is a transcript of the gene HCK, whose product is annotated as HCK proto-oncogene, Src family tyrosine kinase. Gene Ontology annotation, biological process: innate immune response; cell surface receptor protein tyrosine kinase signaling pathway; protein phosphorylation. Bases 182 to 1333 code for a protein of 383 amino acids. NCBI's taxonomy places the organism in Eukaryota, Metazoa, Chordata, Lepidosauria, Squamata, Natricidae. Gene Ontology annotation, cellular component: extrinsic component of cytoplasmic side of plasma membrane. The transcript is spliced from 8 exons. Gene Ontology annotation, molecular function: non-membrane spanning protein tyrosine kinase activity; signaling receptor binding; ATP binding. The record is from RefSeq and is a predicted model, not a curated record.